Molecule: messenger RNA, 1056 nt
Organism: Desarmillaria tabescens
Lineage: Eukaryota; Fungi; Basidiomycota; Agaricomycetes; Agaricales; Physalacriaceae
Exons: 7
Coding region: 1-1056 (351 amino acids)
Source: RefSeq, a predicted model, not a curated record
AUGGGCUGCAAGAUCUAUCCAGACCCACUUGCGCUCGAUACUGGGAUUCCCCCAGAGCAGUUCCAGUCUCUCCUGGUGUCGGAUCAUUACAUCCUACUUCGCCAGGCUCAUGCUCGAUAUCCUGCCUUGGUCAAUAUGAAUACCUUAGCAACUUAUUUGCAACCCGAAAUCAAGUCUAUGCUCGACUCCGUUCAUCCUUUCUUAGCUGCUCACGAGUCUUACUUUCCCAAAGACCGUGAUACCCUCGUUAUCUGUUUCCUGGCAACGAUGACUGCUCUAGCCAAUAACCUCAGCCUGGCUUUCCAAUCUGUGCACUGGGAGGUUUGGAAAGUUGUGGAUCCUACCAGGAUGUUUCAAUUACUCGGUUUUUCCAAGCCCAGGUUCGAUCCUGACGAUACAUUUCCUGGUGAAGUCAUCGCACCCAUGCUCCCAGGACUCCCGACUAAACGGAACCAUUUCCAGGUAGCACCUGAAGAGGUUUUUCGUCAAGGCCUCCGUUGGCAGCACUUCCAGGAUGCCGCUUCUAGUGCCUGGUUUGCUAACUUGGGUGAUCACUACCUUUUGCUUCGCCUGGCCCAUACCCGAUACCCUCAAGUACUCGACUCUAACAUACUGGUCAACUGGUGCCAACCCGAAGUAGCUGACUUAAUUAACCAUGUGCAUCCUUUCCUGCUUGCCCAUGCAAACCAUUUUCCGGACGAUACAGAUGCCCUAGCCCUGCGAUUCCUUAUGACCGUUACCACGGUUGCAAUAACUUGGGACCUUGUUUCAUCGACCCGGAUUGGACUCCUUGGAUGUGACUUGCAUUUCCCGGGUGACCAGGAUCCAGUUAUCCUAUCGGAUCAUUUUCCGGGUUCGACGGGUCUUCAGUAUACCAGCGAUUUGCCGUUCUUCCAGGUUGGGAUCGGUUGUUAUCCGAUGGACCUGGACAAAUUGCCAAGUGCGAUUGCGGAUGCCCUGCGACUUCUGUCCCAGGCUGGAGUUUAUCCUAUUCACUUGCCUGCCUGGCUGUUCUCAUGUGGUUAUACUUGGUCUGGCAUGGGUCCCAUUUUCUAA